GCUUCAAGCUACACCUCAGAGAGUAAGCAAUUUGGCAGCUUACUUGACAGAAGAGGAGUGGAGCAAGCUCAGCCAAUGUAGCAACCAUGAAGCAAUGCAAGUGCUGGCCCAGAGAAUGAAGCACCUUGGUAUGGUGAGCUUGAAGGAGUCCAGCAAAAGGGAGGCAAUAGCUUUGCUCUUGCAUAUGCAAGUGGAUGUGCAGCAGAAGCCAGAGCCUUCUAGCAAGAUGGUGAAGUCUUUGGUGAAUGACUUUGCAGACCUUUUCAAGAGAAUGCCUGCUCCACCAGGUGCACCUGCAAGCUUGCCAACAUAUCCACCAGAUCCCACUGCUUUGCCAGCAGAGUUUUGCAUGAAGGCAUACCCUGGACAGCCACCAGCUAACAAGCAG
This is a messenger RNA of Durusdinium trenchii, 388 nucleotides long. Lineage: Eukaryota; Dinophyceae; Suessiales; Symbiodiniaceae. The record is from the annotation of a GenBank genome assembly.